AUGGCUUCACAGCAUGAACGUGGCGCUAAUGACGCGUCUAGUAGGGAGCAAUCUCCUGAUCUUGGCGAAGUUGAGAGGGAGAGAGUGAGGCAGAUUGUACGAGGAUGGAUGGAAACUGGCAUUAGUGAUCAUUCAUCCAAUGUUGCUCCCUGGACCAACGUCAUGGCUGUGGGAAUGGUGAAGCUAAAUAUGCCAUUGUGGAUCAUAAAUGUGGAAGCUGCGGGCAUGAUAGUUGUAGCUGCUCCCCCUGUGACCAUACCUGACCAACCAGACAGAACAUUCAAAAUAGCCUACAGUUGUUUAAAUGGAAAGCAAAAGGUGGUUUGGGAGUCAGCUAGAAUCAUCGGUGAAGGGCUGACGCCGGCAGUGAGAGCCAAACCUCCAAUUACUGACCCUUACCCUAAAAUUACUGUUGUUAGUGCAACAAGGGCAGUACCGUCAAUUUAUUCGAGGCAUUUCCGAGAGUACUUGGUCGAAACAGUUGGUGAGACCCUACUGGUGUUUCUUAUUUCUAAUAAACGUUCAACUGAUGUUGUGGACAGUGUGGAGGUUUUCAGGCUUCAUCUUGGUAAACUCUCAUGGAGAGCCUUGGAGAUAGAGCAUUGUUUGUUGGGGUGA
Messenger RNA from Prunus armeniaca (apricot), 618 nucleotides. The record is from the annotation of a GenBank genome assembly. Lineage: Eukaryota; Viridiplantae; Streptophyta; Magnoliopsida; Rosales; Rosaceae.